CCUCGGUUCUUGAAAGUUGGUGACUGGAAGAAGAAACGAGAAAGAAGGGGAUUUGAGGGGAAAUGUGAAGCGCAUGCGCCAUGUGAAGGUUUAGCGCUUCGCAUCCAUGCUGCAGUGUGCUAGUUUGUGAGAGGAGGCGACUGAAGCAGGUGAGGGAAGGGAGAGAGAGAGAGAGAGAGAGAGAAAGGAGAGAGGGAGGGAUAGUCGGCGAUACUUUUCUGCACUUCAAACACACAGAGAUACACACAUACGGUGUGGGAGGACGGCAGACUCGGAGCCUCAGCAAAGCCGCUGUUGUUCACACGCUGUGCUUUUUCCUCCCCCUGGCACCGUGCGCGCUCGCCAAGCCGCACUGUUUGGAGAUAGUCCGCGCGGAAAGUUUUUUUGGAGCAUACUGUCUGGAGCCGAUUAAUUGUGGCAUCUUUUUUCAUUUUUUUUUUCUUUUUUUUCUUGUUUUUGCAAGGCGGAUGCCUUAGCCUACUUAUUUGCAUGUGAAGACCUUUUUUUAACUCGAGCGGAGGAAUUGUCAAAGUCGGGUGUUUUUUUGUUUUUUUGCACAGAAUGGAAGGUAAAUUGACAAGUCGUUUGUGGCGAGGAUCACCGUGUGGAUCUUUCCGCAGUCAUCUAAACUGUCUGGCGCACGGAGCGCAUUCAAUGAUUGUUGGGUGUCCGUGUUCACCAAAACACCAAACCUGAAGAACUCUCAGCUGUAAGCGUUACAGUCCCUUCACCCCAACCAAGCACUUUCCAAGAGACCCGGAUAAACGACGAGACUUGUCUUCACUGCAGCGGAAAAGGAAAUCUUAAAUCCACCUGGCCUGCACUGGGAUUAUUGGUUUGAUAUCGUCUGCAGAAAGUGGAUUACAACUUCUAACGGGCUGUGCUCCCUGAUCAACGGCAGUAUGAGACUGGGGCUGGGCUGUGUGUAUCGGCCGGUUUGCUGGCCCUUUGGCGGCGUGCUGGACUCCAGACACUGUGUCUUUGCCCUCACACUCCUCACACUCCUCAUGCAGGUGGUGGUGGAGGCCAACUCAUGGUGGUCUCUGGCCAUGAACCCUUUACUGAUCCCAGAGGCCUACAUCAUUGGUGCCCAGCCUCUGUGCAGCCAGCUGGUGGGCCUGUCGCAGGGCCAGAAGAAGCUGUGCCAGCUCUACCAGGACCACAUGCAGUACAUCGGUGAAGGUGCCAAGACGGGCAUCAGAGAGUGCCAGUACCAGUUCAGACAUCGGCGCUGGAACUGCAGCACAGUGGAUAACUCCUCUGUUUUUGGACGGGUCAUGCAAAUAGGAAGCCGAGAAACGGCGUUUACUUAUGCCAUCAGCGCAGCAGGGGUGGUGAACGCAGUCAGCCGUGCUUGCAGGGAGGGGGAGCUCUCCAGCUGUGGGUGUAGCCGUGCGGCUCGCCCCAAAGACCUGCCGCGAGACUGGCUGUGGGGCGGCUGUGGAGACAACCUCAACUAUGGCUACAGGUUCUCCAAAGAGUUUGUGGAUGCACGUGAGCGGGAGAAAAGCUACCCCAAAGGCUCGUAUGAAAGCGCCCGGCUGUUGAUGAAUCUUCACAAUAACGAGGCUGGAAGGAGGACGGUGUCAGACCUUGCCCACGUGUCCUGCAAAUGCCAUGGGGUAUCAGGCUCCUGCAGCCUGAAGACUUGCUGGCUGCAGCUGGCAGACUUCCGCAAGGUGGGCGAUGCACUGAAGGAAAAGUAUGACAGUGCUGCUGCCAUGAAGCUCAACACGCGUGGGAAGUUGGUGCAGAUGCACAGCAAGUUCAACGCUCCCACGAGCCAUGACCUGGUGUACAUCGAGUCCAGUCCAGACUACUGCCUGAAAAACCAAACCACGGGUUCCCUGGGCACAGUGGGGCGCCUGUGCAACAAGACCUCAGAGGGCAUGGACGGGUGUGAGUUGAUGUGCUGCGGCCGCGGUUAUGACCAGUACAAGGCCCAGAUAGUGGAGCGCUGCCACUGCAAGUUUCACUGGUGCUGCUAUGUCAAGUGCAAGCGCUGCACCAAAAUCGUAGACCAGUUUGUCUGCAAGUGAGAAGAGGAUAGUUGCCUGUGUGUGUUUGCUUAUCGACGAUGGGCAUACAUCUGUGUGUUUUCAUGAGCAGAGGAGCAAAGGAUUUGAACACAGAGAGAGAAUGGAAGAAACUAUAUAAAUUAUAUUUAUAGAGUUAAACAAUUAUGCCAUUGCAAAAAGACUGACUCUUUUUCAAAAAAAAAAAAUCUUAUGUCUUCAGAAACUGAGAAUAUCGUGAAAUAUUUAUUUUGAGAUUGUUAUGCUUUAUUUUGGCCCAGUCAUCACCACCAGAUUUUAACCCUUUCAAGUGCCUAAAACCGGCUGGAAAGCUCCUGCACCCAACCCCCACCCUUUUUUUUUUUAAUUCCAUAAAGUAAGAUUUUUCUUGUCAGAUGGGUCACACUGAUUUCAAAAUUGGACUGUGCUUCCCAUUUCCUGACAAGAGCAGAGUUUCAUAUUUGUGGCAUAGUUGACGAAUAGGUCCUGGUUUGUUGUUCAAGUAUGACUGUGUUGAGAGGAGAACGCCUGUGUGCUGUAGCGUAUGGAUGUGUUUUCAUGGGCACAGUCCCAAACCAGCCUUCACAUCCUUACCGAAGUCUACUUGUCCCCUCUCACCACAUAUGGAGUAGGGAACACUGUUGGUUCGCAUGAGUACAAUGGGUACAUUAAGAGGGCUGUUUUGGGGAUUGGGCCAUUUAUUAAGCUGUCCCAGAAGCCUUAGAGUUCCCCAGGUGCUGCAACAAGCCCUCCACCAUUAUGCACUUUGAUACAGAGGCUUAAACCUGUCUGUGCGUGUCUGUUCAGCUGUUUUUUUUUUUUUUUUUGUUGUUGUUUUUUUUUUUUUUUUUACUAGAGUGCAUCAACAAAUAUAUCAAUAUUAUAGCCUACAUUCUUUUCCAUAUUAAUUCCGAUUAUCCAUUUAACAUUAUUCUACAAUACUUAACAUGGUUUGAAUAUAUAUGGGCAAUGUUGUGGUUACAGUGGUGAAAUAUUCCAUGCUCUGUGUAUAUAGUAUGUCUAUCCAACCAAUCAGUAAACUAUAUUUAUUUUCUUUAACCAGAUCCUCCUUUAAAACAGAAAACCAUCCCCUCCAUCAUAGUUCAGUAUUUAAUCGGACAUCCCCGAGUUUUAAAGUCACUUUUUAAUUUUUUUUUUUCUCACUAUAAAGCGGCUCUUCACUGUUUUUGUAAAGGGAAAUGCACCUUAUUGUUUUCAAAACACAAAUACUGUCUUCUCACUCAUGUUCAGCUGUUCUGUUACACACACACACACAUAUCUCACAGAUGUUGACAUUUGAUCAUUGUCACCAAUUUCCAGUACCACUCAGUUAACUUCUCACUAUCCCUGUGAUGAUUCUCAGUGGACAAACUAUCCCUGCCAAUCCAACUAUGUAUAUUUAUAAGCUUCUUCAUGAAUUUGAGGUUUGUUAAACAUAAUGUGUUAUAGUUGAUAUUUUGUUACUUUUUACAAAUUGGCUCAAUGCUCUACUUUGUUUCAAUAAAUAUCAAAUGUAAAACCAG
Molecule: messenger RNA, 3538 nt
Organism: Scatophagus argus
Lineage: Eukaryota; Metazoa; Chordata; Actinopteri; Scatophagidae
Gene: wnt5a
Product: wingless-type MMTV integration site family, member 5a
Exons: 6
Coding region: 903-2039 (378 amino acids)
Biological process (GO): canonical Wnt signaling pathway; cell fate commitment; neuron differentiation
Cellular component (GO): extracellular region
Molecular function (GO): cytokine activity; frizzled binding
Source: RefSeq, a predicted model, not a curated record